CCACGUAUCAUAUUUCAAACCCUAAGAAAGCAGUUCCCCGACAGCCUGCACGUUUAGAAAGACGUGCAAAAUGCGGUACAAAAAAUUAGAGCGACAAUAAUGGACGGAAAGAAUCCUAUUCAGGCACUGGAAAGCCUGCUGCAUGACCGCCGAUUCAUUUACGACACCCGACAAGAUCCCAAAACAGAUGUCGUAACAGAGAUUUUCUUUGUUCAUCCUUAUUCAAUCACUAUGUGGCGUGCAUUCCCGCACGUGAUGUUGAUCGACGCGACCUACAAAACAAACCUCUACAACAUGCCAUUUGUCCAGGUUGUGGGUAUGACGUCGACUGGGAAGUCUUUUUGUAUCGCACAUGCCGUUAUUUGUAAAGAACGAAGGGGUAACUACGUGUGGGUGCUUGAGCGGAUCAAGUCAAUAUUGCAUGAAUGUAUGAUGCCGCGUGUGAUAGUCACGGAUAGGGAGCUUGCCCUAAUAAACGCGUGUUCUAAAGUAUUCCCGAACGCAAAAAGGCUUCUAUGCCACUUUCACAUCCAACAAAAUAUAGCUAGAAAGUGCAAGUCAGGGUUCGAUAAAGAAGAUUGGGGGAAAUUUAUGUCGUACUGGCGGACAUUGUGCGAAUCUUCAUCAGAGGCCAUGUACAAGUACAACUUGGAGAAAAUGUAUAACCGACUCGUGGUUGCCAACCGAGAAAGUGUCUAUGAUUACGUCUACGAAAACUGGCUCAAAGACUAUAAAGAAAUGUUCGUUUAUGCGUGGACCGAUAAGUGUCGCAACUUUGGUCAGCGCACCACCAACAGAGUUGAGAGCCAGCACGCAAAUUUAAAAAGAUACAUUACGCGCGGGAGUUCAUUGGAGCGAAUAGCAAGAUGCAUCAUUGAUAUAGUUGAAACUCAGUACGAUGAAAUACAAAAAAGUUUCACUGAGAGCAUCGAAAAAACGAUGAACCACCACAGACACCGAAUGUUGGACAACCUACGUGGAAAGGUUUCCCAUGAAGCACUUGAUUUGCUGGAAAAAGAGCUACUGAGGAAGAUGGAUGUGUUGCGGAAACUUUACGCAUCAUGUGGUUGCCAUAUGUGGCUUAGCAAAGGAUUGCCGUGUGCUUGUAGGCUGGAAAACUACACACGUACAGGGCGUAUAAUACAACUCGACGAGAUAGAUGUAUUCUGGCGUAAGCUUGACUUGCUCCCUUGUAAACUGGUAGACGAGGAGGUCGAUAUUGUAGCAGAGCUCAAUAAUGUGCGGCAACAUUUAGAGGCGCAGUCCCCCGUUCAGCAAAAGAGUAUGCUUUCAAUGAUAAAAGCGGUUUUCACCCCGAAAUCGUCAACCAAGAAACCACCGAUCGUCCAGCAAAACACUCGCGGUCGGCCUACAUCAAAGAAAGUACAAGAAAGGCUAGAUGAAGCUGCGAGGUUAGACCAAGCUGCGAGAUACAGCUCCUGUGGCGAGGACAGCAACGUAAUUACCGCUUCCCCCAAGCAUAGGUACGAUUUACCCCGACACAGCUCAUACGUACCGUCAGAGGGCUCUCGUGGAACUGGUUCGUUUGUGAAGUCUGAAAAACCUAAAAUGCAACCAAACAGUUCAACAAGUUCUAAAAAGAAGGAGACGAGGGAUGAUAAGGUUUUUCCAUUAAUAAAGGGGGACGAGCACUUGUUAUGCAUUAAGAGGUUUAAGAAUCAAAUUCCAUCAGAGUUUCGCUCUUACAUAUCGCGUAUACAAGAUGUGACCCCAGACGGUCAUUGUGGGUACAGGUCUGUGGCUGUCGGGUUAGGUUUUACGGAACACGCAUGGCCCAAUAUUCGAAGAGAUUUACUACUGGAGAUUGACCAUAACAAACCGCGUUGGAAGCAUGUAUUCGAAACAUAUAACGAAGGAGACUUUAAACGAAUACGUAAGAGCAUCGAAUGGCAUUCAGUGAAAGGGUGCGAUCAAAGUCACUGGAUGGAAAUGCCCCAGGUAGGGCUUCUCAUAGCGCAAAGGUAUAAUAUUGUCCUCCACGUGCUAAGCAUUGAAUGGAGCUCUACCAUCUUCCCAUUAACGGAUGCCCCACUAGAUCCACGACCUCAAGCGAUAACGCUUAUACAUGUUCACGGGGGACACUUCAUACAUGCUAAGUUGGAAGGAGACUACCCCAUGCCUUUAGUGAACCCGAUGUGGUCGGCACAUCGAUCAAUAGCUGCGAAACGGUGGGAAGAAAUGUAUACACCGCGGUUAGAGCACUACUACGAGUUAAUGCAUCCUAAAUCAGACCGAGACAAAGACAGAGAACCGAGUUUAAAUGUUAUCGAAGAUUAA
Molecule: messenger RNA, 2298 nt
Organism: Helianthus annuus (common sunflower)
Lineage: Eukaryota; Viridiplantae; Streptophyta; Magnoliopsida; Asterales; Asteraceae
Product: PKS-NRPS hybrid synthetase CHGG_01239-like
Exons: 3
Coding region: 100-2298 (732 amino acids)
Source: RefSeq, a predicted model, not a curated record